Molecule: messenger RNA, 2096 nt
Organism: Ricinus communis (castor bean)
Lineage: Eukaryota; Viridiplantae; Streptophyta; Magnoliopsida; Malpighiales; Euphorbiaceae
Product: ran-binding protein M homolog
Exons: 10
Coding region: 154-1617 (487 amino acids)
Biological process (GO): cell surface receptor signaling pathway; cytoskeleton organization
Cellular component (GO): cytoplasm
Molecular function (GO): protein binding
Source: RefSeq, a predicted model, not a curated record
AACCCCUCUCUAACUUAGCAACACAGGAAGAUACUUGCGUCUCUUUCGUUUCUUCAAACAAACUUAAAAAAGAGAAAUUAAAAAAAUCUCUCUCUCUCUUUCUCUAAAAAUCCCCAAAUUCGCCACUUUAAAUGAUCGAUUAGGGUUCCAAAAAUGAGCACUAGAAACAACAACAGCAGCAGCAACAGCAACAACGUCACCUCCAAUGGUACCAGUUCCAACAGUCAACAACAACAAGAUCCAGCCACCUACUUUCUAAAGCUGGCGCGGCAAUCUUCGGCAGGUGCCACUUCAUCAUCAUCAUCAUCAUCGGUGAGAAUGAUGGAAGACGAGGAGGACGUGAGAGAGGAAGAGCCAACGGAACUAAACACGAUAAACAGUUCGGGAGGGUUUAUAGUGAUAUCAACUGAUAAGCUAAGUGUGAAGUACACGAGUGUUAAUCUUCAUGGUCAUGAUGUCGGUGCUGUGCAAGCUAAUAAGCCUGCUCCUGUUAAACGCCUGGUUUAUUAUUUCGAGAUUUUUAUUAAAAAUUCUGGUGCUAAAGGACAGAUUGCUAUUGGUUUCACUAAUGACACCUUUAAGAUGCGAAGGCAGCCAGGGUGGGAAGCAAACAGUUGUGGAUAUCAUGGAGAUGAUGGGCAUCUGUAUCGUGGACAAGGCAAGGGAGAGCCUUUUGGCCCAACCUUUACAUCCAAAGAUACAGUUGGUGCUGGUAUUAACUACUCUUCACAGGAAUUCUUUUUCACUAAAAAUGGAUCGGUGGUUGGGGCAGUUUACAAGGAUAUAAAAGGUCCCUUAUUCCCUACGGUUGCUGUUCACAGCCUGAAUGAAGAGAUUGAAGUCAACUUUGGGCAGAAGCAAUUUGCUUUUGACCUCAAGGAAUAUGAAGCACAUGAAAGGAUGAAGCAACAGACAACAAUUGAGAAAAUAUCUUUGUCUCCAAAUGUGAGUUAUGGACUUGUGCACUCCUACUUACUGCAUUAUGGCUAUGAGGAGACUCUCAAUUCAUUUGACUUGGCUAGUAAAAGUACUGUUCCUCCUAUACAAGUAGCUCUAGAGAAUGGGUUUGAUGAACAGGACAUUAUGUAUGCAUUGAACCAGAGAAGAACUCUUCGACAGCUAAUCAGGAAUGGAGAUAUCGAUGCUGCAAUCAGUAAACUUCGUGAUUGGUAUCCCCAGAUUGUGCAGGAUGAAAGAUCAGCCAUGUGCUUUCUGCUUCACUGUCAGAAAUUUAUUGAAUUGGUUCGGGUUGGAGCACUAGAGGAGGCUGUGAAAUACGGAAGGAGUGAAUUGGCAAAAUUCUUUGAAUUGUCUGGGUUUGAUGAUAUGGUUCAGGACUGUGUAGCUUUGCUAGCAUAUGAACAACCACAGGAGUCCUCAGUUGGCUAUCUUCUUGAAGAGGCGCAACGUGAGAUUGUGGCUGACACUGUAAAUGCUAUGAUAUUAUCUACAAAUCCGAACCUGAAGGAUUUGCAAGGCUGCUUGCGCUCAUAUCUCGAGAGGUUACUGAGGCAGCUCACUGUUUGUUGUUUGGAGAGAAGGUCCUUGAAUGGGGAUCAAGGUGAAGCUUUCCAUUUGCAUAGAGUACUUAAUAGCAGCAAGAAAGCCAAGUGCUAGCUAAAAUGAUCUGGGUAGCUGCACCUUCCAUCUUUCUUUCGCUGUUCAUAUUUCCGGUUGACCUUUCCCUGAACUGCAAUUCAAGUCAUCAGAUAUGACAGUGUCUGGUGUGCUUUGGUGGGAGACCCUUUCAUGCAUGGCUAAGUGAAGUGAACUGAGGGUCGGGGGGUAUAUACUCAAUUUCCCCAAAGCUUGUUACUCUUUGAAAUUUGAUCAUGGAACUGUGAUCUCCAAUUAGACACGCCUGGAGAUGCAAAUCUCAGGCUUUUUCUGUACAUAUUGUUUUUACAGGAGUUCAUUACCAAAGAUUUUUUUCCUUUCUUUCUUAAAAAACGCAGUUAUGCUUCAUUUGAAUGGCGAAAAGAAGUGCUUCUCGCAUUUGUUGUUUAAAUUUCCUGGUUUGUUAUCUUACUAGAAUUUGUAAAAGCUAUCUAUCUACAAUGCUUUCCUCCUAUUCUAGAUGAGUUAAUGUUCUUUUA